CAGCCGCACUAGCCAAGGCAGCCACCAGGUUCUUCCUCUUUCUUCUUUUCUUCACCUUCACCGAUUCUUUCCUUUCUUCUCCCAUUCUUCUUCUUCUUCUUCACCUUCACCUUCAUCUCAGUUUCCUUCUCCAAUUUUCUUGUUCUUUCUUCUUUUUUACUUUUCCUACUCCCACCCCGGUGCUCCAUCGCCAUUCACGCUCCCACCAGGUUAAUAGCAUAUUUUUUAAAACUAAAAGAUACAAAACCGCCGGUUCGAACCGGAGAUUUAUGGUUCGUAGGAAAGAGAAUCCGAAACCGAACCGUGAGAUAACCGGUUUCGGCUCGAUGGCGGUUCCAAACGCAGGUUCGAAACAGAUUGAGCAAGUCUAACCUAGCCGACUGUUUAUUCAGUCUGUUCUUGCUUCUUCGUCCCAUCCCAUCAGUAGACACCUCUGUUGCCGACCAAGUGUUCGUUGAAAUUCCUUCCUAAAAUUGGACGUGUUCUUCACCUAUAUCCUGGUAUUUUUUUCUGUUGAGAAUGGGGAAGAAGAAAUUGAGGAAGGUGGAGAGCGAAAGCGAAGUUGAGAAACUCGACCCUGAGUUUGAAGAGGAUUUCGUGGAUGUACAUAAAAUCGAUGAUGGCGAAUUUCAAGAUGAUGAUACAGAUGACUUGAAUGAGGCUGAUUUGGAUCAUGACGAAGAGGGAGAGGAAGCUGAUGAAGAGAGCGAGGAGGAUGAAGACGAGGUUGGAAAGGAAUAUUCCGAAGAUGAUGAUGAUCUGCAUACUGCUCUCAAUGCUCAGAAAGGCCAUGAGAUGGAAGAGCUGGAGAAGGAGUAUGAAGAGCUUCGAAGCAAGGAGCAGGAUCUUUGGAGGAAUCUAAAGCACUCUAAAGAUGAUGAUAUUCAAAAGGGUCAAGCAGUUAAAAAUCAAAGGGCUCUUUGGGACAAGACGCUUGAGUUCAGAUUCUUGCUGCAGAAAUCAUUUGCAAGUUCAAACAGACUCCCCCUGGAACCAAUUAGAUCAUCGUUUUGUGAUUCUGACAGUGACGUUGGCCAAGGAUAUUCAGAAUUGAUUGCUUCGUCGAAGAAGACAUUGGAUUCUAUACUGGAGCUACAACAGGCACUGAUAGCAAAUAAUCCCUCAAUCAUUGGAGAAGAUGAUUCCACUGCAAAAUCCAAGCAAUUAGAAGCUUCUGAAAACUCAGAUAUGGAUCUUGACGAAGAAUGGUUGCAGAUUUCUGAAAUGCAAUCAAGAAUGGCUUCAUUCAGAAACAAAUCGAUUGACAAAUGGCAUAGGAAAACCCAAGUGACAACCGGUAGAGCUGCAAUUAAAGAUAAAUUGCAUGCCUUCAACCAGAGUAUAAGUGAACAAGUGUCUGCCUACAUGAGGGAUCCGAGUAAAAUGAUCAAGGGGAUGCAGCAGAAUAAAUCAGCUGUUGCUGUAUUUGGAAAUGUUUCGGAUUCUACUCAAAAUCUCAAGCAAGAAGGUGCACUUGUAAACGUCGACCCUGAACUUCUAGAUGACUCGGAAUUCUACCAGCAGUUGCUGAAAGAGUUCUUUGAGACAAUCGACCCAUCAUCAUCGGAACUGGCUUUCUAUGCAACAAAAAGACUGCAAACUAAGAAGAAGCGAAAACUAGUUGAUUGUGGCGCUUCAAAGAGUCGCAAGAUCCGGUACCAUGUUCAUGAAAAGAUAGUUAAUUUCAUGGCCCCUCAGCCCAUGAAGCUCCCCCCAGCAGCCCCCCAACUAUUCGAAAACUUGUUCGGCCUCAAGACUCAGAAACAUGCCUUUGCGUCACGUGCAUAAUCAAUCUUAUGUUUUUGAUACACUUUGAAGCUUCAAGUUAUGACAGCCAUUGUUACAGACAAACAACACAAUUACGAUAGUGUAAUUCUAAUUAUGCUUCUCUUCUCA
This is a messenger RNA of Andrographis paniculata, 1896 nucleotides long. RefSeq lists its product as uncharacterized. The transcript has 14 exons. The record is from RefSeq and is a predicted model, not a curated record. The coding region runs from base 520 to 1788 and encodes 422 amino acids. Lineage: Eukaryota; Viridiplantae; Streptophyta; Magnoliopsida; Lamiales; Acanthaceae. Gene Ontology annotation, cellular component: nucleolus; nucleus.